AUGGCAUCCGCCGACGAGGCUAAGCUGUCCCACUCGGACGACAACGACAUCCACAACCAAGAGAACGUGUCGGCGCGCGGCAGUGCAUCUCGCAGCAUCAAGCAGCAGGUCCGCCACCGUGCUUCAGUGGCCUGCGCAUCAUGCCGUGACCGACGUAUCCGUUGUGUGGUGCCCAAAGGCGAGGCCGAGUGCACACAGUGCAAGCGGGCCGGCACCGAAUGCAUCAUCAAAAACGACGAUGAGCGUCGGCGGCCCAUUUCCAAGGCGUACAUGUCGUCACUAUCAGACCGCAUUCAGCUGCUGGAGAGCAUGCUGGUAGAUCGCGGUGUUGAGCCGCCGCCGGCUGUGCACCCGCCCAAGACGCGACAAGACACGGCAGGAAGCAAGGCCGGUGGACAGACCAGUGCCGACGAGGGCCUAUCAAACUCACAACAAGUACUUGCUGCCGGCUUUGCCCAGCAACAGCAACAGCAACAGCAACAGCAGCUGCAGCAAGAAGCUGCGGCACAACAAGCAGCAGUGCAGCAGGCAGCUGCCGCGCGAUCCCAGUUCCAGCAGCAGCUGAUUGCAACCACCAGUCCCGAUCUCCUCGCCCCUACACCACAGGCCCAGCAGUUCGUCUCAAACCAGCUGCCCUCAAACAUCAGCAACGGCCAGCCGGCUCUGAGCAGUGAUGGAUCCCCAUCACGCGACAAUACGUCACCGCCAGAGUCCUCGGCGGACAUCCAGACUGAUGACUUUAAUAUGCACGAAAGUGAACACCUUGACACAAGCCUGUCCGGUCCCGUGGCUGCGGCAGCCUCCGCAGCCGCCGCCGCGGUGAAUGCGGCUGGAUUUCAACAUGGCUUGCAGCAGCAACACCAAUUCCACAACUCUCACGCCCACGCUACAUCGUCACAACUCGCCUCCUCACAUUCAUCGUCACACACCGCACCCCACACAUCCACAAUGCUUACCGGAGGCGUGUUUAACAAAGAAACGUCACCAUUUCGCAACCUUGACCCAAAAAAAGAAGACAUUGUACAGCGCCUGUUAUCGACGAAGGGCAACCUGUCAUUUGACCAGCUCUCUGGGCGUCUUCGCUUUUUCGGCCCUACAGCCAACAGCCACGUGUACGCUGAGACAUCCGACUCGGUCGAUUCUCGUGAGCCGCCCGAGCAGGUACGCCGAUCUGAACGCAUUAUCCGCUCGUUGACCUCAACCACGCACGACUACCUUAUGAACUGUUUUUGGAACCACUACAACGCCAUUAUCUACGUCAUCGACCGCGAGGCAUUCGAGGCCAGCCGCGAAUCGCAGAAUCCCAAGUUCUACACAUCCUUCCUGCACAUCACCGUCCUGGCGAUGGGCUACCGCUUUUCUGACCGCGGUCGUGAAGAUAUUAAGAAGAUUAGUCUCGGAAAUCGCGAGAGUACACUGCAGCGCGAGGCCAAGUACAUGCUCGAUAUCGAGCUGGAGCGGCCGGGUGGCAUUCCAAGCGUGCAAGCACUUCUACUACUCGGUGACCUCGAGUGCGGUGUCGGCCGUGACAACACCGGCUGGAUGUACUCCGGCAUGGCUAAUCGGCUGGCCUUUGACAUUGGCCUGCACCUCGACUACCGCAGCACAGGCAUGAAUGAGAAAGAAGUCGACAUUCGCCACAUGGUCAUGAAGGCAGCCAUUGUCAUUGACAAGUACUGGGCGCUGUUCCUCGGCCGGCCGACGAGCAUCAAAAGCCAAGACAUUGGCAUGGACUUGUUGACAAAGCGUUUCUCCUUGAUGGUAUCGUUCCCCACCGAGGAUAACAGUGCAGACGGUGUAGGCGGCAACCGCGACGCCCGUCCCGCCAAGAUGAGCAACGAGGAGAUCUACGAGUAUCUGUUUGAGCUCAUGGAGCUGGCCGGCAAGAUUGUCGAGACGCGCGACAUGCACAACCUGAACACCGGUAACAACAAUACCAACGCAGGUCAAAACAGCACCAACGCGUUUGGCGGUGCUUCUGGGUACGGUGGAGAUGUGCGCAACAAUGCGUCGGCCAGUAGCUUUGCAACCAUCAUGCCGUUUGCAGGCGGCACAGGUGCCGGCCGCAAUGGCAACAGCGGUACGCUACCCCAAGUUGGUGCUAGUGACAACGUCUUUGCACUCGACGAGUCCGAAGAGAACGCGUACCUGCACGUCAUCAGCCUGGACCGGCAACUGCAGAACUGGUACCGUCGGCUGCCAGACCACCUGACAUGGAAGCCGGCCAACGUCAAGGCUGCGCCGAUGAGCUUCUUCUUGCUCCACCAGCAGUACCAUGUCUCCAUGAUUCUGCUGCACCGCCCGUGGGCCAAGUACGGCUCGAUAUUGUCGUCGGACGGGUCAAGCACCAACUCGCAUCCGAGCCCGUCGUCUCCUUCUGCUGGUGGUGGCAACGUUGCGGCUAACCGUCGCGACUCGUUUAGCAGCAAUACAACAGGAAGUCAUGCCGGUGGCAUGACCGUGGCACAACAGCAGCAGCACAUGUACAAUGGCAUUGCCGGCCAGGGCUCGCACGCCAUGGCCGCCAGUCACUCGGUGCUCGGCCUGGGCGACCCGCAAUGCAUCGUGGAUGACAGCCGCACCACGUUAUCGCGCAGCAUUUGCACACAGCAGGCCAUUCGCGUUGCGCGCAUUUUUUGGCAGCACCGCCAGCGCUUUGAUGGCCGUCGCAUCUGCAUCACGGGCAUCCAGCACGCCGGCACGGCCGCCAUUGCCCUGAUUGCUGCUCUUGCCUACCAGCAGAGCAGCGAUUCCGACCGUCGCUCGUACCUGGGUUACCUCGAGAUCCUAUCGUACGCGCUGACUGAUAUGAGCCACACUUACCAACCAGCGUCUCGCAUGGAUGACCUGCUCAAGGCCGUCUUGGAGCAGCUACGAAGUGACGUUUACGGGCCCGACUACGCGGCGGCCAUGGCAGUGGCGACUUCUGCUGGCAACAACAGCAACAGUAGCAACAACAACAACGGCCGGCCUGGUAGCGUGUCCUCGUCAGCAGCAUAUGGUAGUGAGCUUGGUAGCGCUACUUCUCUUGGUGCCGGUGGCAGCAGUGGAUGGUACGGUCCUGGCAACGUGGGCGCGGGAAGUGGUGGCAACAUGAAUGGCUUCACCGGCACCACUCUGGUACAAGCAGCCAGCGGCGCACCCAGCGGUAGCAACGGUAUUGACGUCUACAGCGUGUUGCCAGCUCGGCGCGAAAACCCAGACGCGGAUGCUCUCCAGUCCUUUAAGAAAAGGCGGCCCCCUCCCUCACGUCGCGCCUCCGAGUUCACACGGCCACCACCACCUUUCUUUUCGCAACACACGCCACCCGGUCCGAACGGUGCACCGGGUGGCGGUGGCGGUUUCCCAACAACACCUUCGACAACGGCAGCUGCGACAGCUGCAGCCUCUGCAGCGGCGGCGGCUGCCGCCGCGUCUGCUGCUAUCCACCACCCAGGCAAUAGUCACCACCACAAUGUCCAAGGUGUGCAUAGCCAGCAGCAGCUUCAUGCGGCUCAGAACCAAAUGAUGACCAACUUUUUCUCAGCCGGCACGCCCGGCGGCAGCGGUGCUGCAUCUGAUCGUGGUGGCCCGUUCGGCUUGGACUUUCUCAAUGGCUCGGACAUUGACCUUGACGGAUUUGAAGACCGAAAUGACGCCACGGGCCUGCUUCGUGGCACUGGACUUGAUGACUACGUGCUGGUCCAGCCGGGUACUUCGGAUAGCUGGGCUUUGAAUGGGAACACCCACCACAACCAACAGCCUCAACAGCCUCAACAACACCACAUUCAACAUCACCAUCACAGCCAAAGCCACGGAGCCUUUGAUAUGCCUAUGGCGGACUGGACGGUCGGCCCGUCGGCUGUUACCACAAGGCCUGUGGCGUCUGCAGCCGGUGUCAAACCCAUAGCAUCACUGUCAGCUUCGUCGACACGGGGUGGCAAUGCGGUCGGUAUCGGUGCGGCGUUGGAUGCCGAGCGAAAGGCAGCCGCCUCGGCUGCUGGCUUGCGCAGCAACAACAAUACCAACACCACCACAACCUCGUCCCCAAACAACAGCACCAACACUGCGCCCCCGCCCAACAACGGCGGCCCAUCGCCUGCCACCAUCGGCACCGAUACCUUGGACUCGGUGUCAGUCUCUGGCGUCAAAAACCGUGCCAGCUUUGACAGCUUACGUCCGCAAAUGGACAUCCGCAACAACAGCUCUGCGGUUGGCGAGGACGAACAUGGGAACAAGAACAACCUCGACUGGAUGGAGGCUGACGUUCCACUUGACGCUCUCAGCCCUGUUAGCCUGAGUGGCUUGGUCGUGCAAACGGUCGAGAAGACUAUGGGUGAUGACAAUAGAAACAACGGUGACGAUGGCCGCAACACUGAUGAUGCCGGUGGCAACACCGGCGACCCUGGGUCAAUAGCUGGCCAUGAUGAUGACCGCAACCACGACCUGGACUUUUUCAGUUUCUAG
Messenger RNA from Sporothrix schenckii 1099-18, 4446 nucleotides. Its product is annotated as fungal specific transcription factor domain-containing protein. NCBI's taxonomy places the organism in Eukaryota, Fungi, Ascomycota, Sordariomycetes, Ophiostomatales, Ophiostomataceae. Gene Ontology annotation, biological process: regulation of DNA-templated transcription; DNA-templated transcription. Gene Ontology annotation, molecular function: DNA binding; zinc ion binding; DNA-binding transcription factor activity, RNA polymerase II-specific. Bases 1 to 4446 code for a protein of 1481 amino acids. The record is from RefSeq and is a predicted model, not a curated record. The transcript has a single exon.